Molecule: messenger RNA, 768 nt
Organism: Bursaphelenchus okinawaensis
Lineage: Eukaryota; Metazoa; Nematoda; Chromadorea; Rhabditida; Aphelenchoididae
Source: the annotation of a GenBank genome assembly
AUGUAUCAUAAGUUCUCUGGGUUUUUGUCAAAUAUAAUUGUAAGCUUUUUAAUAUUUUUUAAAAUGUUAUUAUCAGUUUUACGUUUUGAAAUCUAUUUAGAGGUUCAAAAAGCCUAUAGCCGAAGAGAAUGAUGUGAUAAUCAAUGCGUCGUUAUUAUCUUGCCCAGUGUGUUACAAUGUCUAUUCUGAUGCUCCAUUAGUGCUUCCUUGUGGGCACACUUUCUGUACAGACUGUUUGAAGCAAAUCAACGAGAGGAAUACUAACGAGAUUGGUGUAAGUGUAGUAAAACUUAAUUACGUACGCGUACGAUUACUUUGUGGUAUUGAAGAAGUUUUUGUUACAUGUAGCAACUUAUAGGCUUCUUGUCCAAUCUGCCGAAAGUCGUUCAUUAGAGGAAAGUCAUACCCAAAGAACUAUUUGGUUGAGUCGAUAUUACAAUCGGUUAGCCUGGUGACCGACCAAGAUCAUGGACUGACCGAUCGACUGAAGGCAAAUGGACUCAAAUUUGCGGUAAGGAUUUCCAUUUUAUGUUUUAUAUCACUUGUCAAAACUUUUUUUCUAUAAACGCCCACUUUAAGCCUUUUUUAAAAUUAGUCUAACUCGAAUUAUAGAAUAUACGAUGCCAGAGGCAAGUGGAAGCGUUGUCGAAAGACAAGUCCGAGCUUCAGAAACAGCUACGUGAAAAAGAAACUACCCUGAACACGAUGUGGUGCUGCCUUAUUUCACUUGGAGUAUUAUCGCUGGGACUUUUAUUUUCUUUCGUUUAA